Peromyscus maniculatus bairdii (prairie deer mouse) is the source of this 1183-nucleotide messenger RNA. It is a transcript of the gene Cdrt4, whose product is annotated as CMT1A duplicated region transcript 4. Lineage: Eukaryota; Metazoa; Chordata; Mammalia; Rodentia; Cricetidae. The record is from RefSeq and is a predicted model, not a curated record.
CCUCCCUUUGGAUGACUGGCUACUAGACCACCUCAGGCCAGCAGCAAGAUCAUGGCUGGCUGCAACAGACAGAGGACAACAGGGGACCUGGGAUCUAGUGUUCAGGGGACAACAGGAGACAAAGAAUAAUCCCUGGGCCAAGAAGCAGCCAAGAUAUCAAGACAAGGAUGUGGAAUUUCAGGGACAUCUCAGAGUCAGCGGAAGCGGGGCGAACACCUUGGCUCAGGGCUUUGGAGAAAUGGAAUUCGUUAAGGAGCAGGGAAAGGGGAGCGCAAGUCGUUGGCCCUGUCCUGUCCAGGGAGCACACACACACGCGGGCAGGAGGCAGCUCCUUCGCGUCCACAGAGCCGCCUUUCUUCUCCAGGAAAAGUGACUCUUUCACAGCCCUUGGAGGGAAGGAAAUGGAAAGUCCCGCAGCAUCAGGAGCCCCUCUCCCCUCAAGAGGGCUUUCUGCUUCUCCAGCUCACAGCAUGGUGCCUGAGGAUCUCAGCUCACAGCACGGUGCCUCCCACAUUCAGAAUGGCUUUCCCCUCCUCAGCUCCUCCUUUCUGGAACCACCCUCAGACAGACUCAGAGGGAGAAAGUCUACAUCACAAGACGCAGUAAGGAUGGGAAACAGUACGCGUCCAGAGACACAGCUGGAAGUGGAACACCCAGAAAACACCGAACUCCCUCUGACACUACUUGAAAAACACAGCCCUUGGCCGGCCUACGUCACACACACCUCCCUGGCAGUCAGGCGGCUCAUUGACAAGAGCCGAGUCCGCGAGCUGGAGUGCAUGCGCGCAGCUGAGGAGAACCGCAAGUCCGUGAAACAGAGCAAAACCAGCUUCAUGAUGCUGAAAAGGAAGAAGUCCUCCAAGUUCUCGGAACUCGUGCUGAAGGAUGCCCUGUCAGGAUCCAGGCUAUCCACGUGGGACCAUUUCUCGGCAACAAACGUGAGUCCCAUAUUCUUCCCAGAACCCGAGCAACUGCAAAUGGAAGCCAGAGAGGGUCCCACGUUCAACUACAACAAGAUCAUUUUCUCCAAGAGGCCUGCGACGAGGAAGCUCCCAUAUGGCUUGCUACAGGACAGCAAGGAGACAAAUGCCAAAGGAUAACCAAGAGCCAGCCCUGCAGCCGUCCCCUGAGGAUGUACAACAGCCACCCUCCAUUUGCUACAAAUUACACCAUGUCUUUGAAA